UAAACUAAACUUGAACUAAGUUAAAAAAUUUUAGUUAAAUUUAUUAAUCUAUUAAUAAUAUUAAUUACUAAAAACGCAACUCCUCAUUCACUUGAAUAUGGCACAACAAUUUCUAUUUUAUAUUUUAAUAUUAUCAGUAUUUUCAUCAAUAUUUGGUGAAUUAAAUCCUUUACCUGAUUAUAUAAAAGUAUGUAGAAAAAGUGAUUUAAAUUUUGAUAAAUGUUUUGUAAAUGCAAUUGAAAUAUUACGUCCAAAAAUUGCUAAAGGUAUGCCAGAAUUAAAUAUUCCACCACUGGAACCAUUAGAUUUAGGUGAUUUAGUGAUAUCAAAAAAACAGGAUACUGGUAUUGAUAUAUCUGUAAAAAAUCUUAGAGUUUACAAUGCAACAACUUUUAAAAUAACCAAUUUUAAGAGCGAAAAUUUUGUUGGACAUUUAACAGCUGAAUUAUUAUUGCCAAGAUUUGAAAUUGAAGGAUUUUAUUCUGUUGAAGGGCGUCUUUUAGCACUUCCAUUAAAAGGAAGCGGUGAUUUUCAUGGUAGUUUCUCUAACAUUAGAGCUAAAGUAAAAUUCGAUGUUGGCAGAAUUGAAAAAAAUGGCGUAGAAUAUUUUAAACUUUCACAAAUAAAUAUUAAAGCUAAAAUGGGUAAAGGGAGAAUAAAAUUGAAUAAUUUAUUUGAUGGAAAUAAAGAAUUAAGUAAUGUUAUAAAUGAUUCAAUUAAUGAUAAUAUAAUUGCAAUAGCUAAUGAUAUAUUACCAUCAAUUGAAAAGGCAUUAGAAAAGAAAUUUUCUGAAAUUGGUAAGAAAGUUUUUGAAAUAUUUACAGCAAAUCAAUUAUUACCAAAUUAAAUUAAAAUUAAAAAGAAAAAUGCAUACUUUGUAUGAAAUAAUAGUAUUUGGGCAUUUUGUUAAU
Condylostylus longicornis is the source of this 911-nucleotide messenger RNA. RefSeq names its product protein takeout-like. NCBI's taxonomy places the organism in Eukaryota, Metazoa, Arthropoda, Insecta, Diptera, Dolichopodidae. The coding region runs from base 98 to 847 and encodes 249 amino acids. The record is from RefSeq and is a predicted model, not a curated record. The transcript has 5 exons.